UGUUCCUGUGUCGGCACAGCAAUUACAGGAAGAGCACUCGGUAAUUUCAACUAGUGUCGACUACGUGUUCUUAACAGCCUUUUGUCAAUAACCUGAUAUUAGCUCAUUUCACAGUGAACGUACCAGUGAAAUUAAGACUUUCGAAAUGGGAGUAUAGUGGUUGUAAGAGCAGCUCCAGAGUACCUUAGCCUAGCCGAGCUGAGCUGCUGAACUGCAACAGUUAAGAGUAGGUUUGGAUGUUAAGUUUAGCUAAGUUGAGUUUUUAUAAAUAAAGGUUUGCUUCCACAUCCUGACAUGGAGUCAUUUGGAACCAUUGGCACAGUUCUUGGAUGCUCUGCGGGCAUUGCGGUGGGUGGGCUUGUGUUUGCAGCCUACAAACUUGGUUUACUCUACCAGUUGUUUCACAAGACUGAGACGAAGAGCCCACGACAUGGUGGCGAGAGCGUGGCAGAGGUGCUCCGCGCCCACGGGGUCAAGUACGUUUUCACCCUUGUCGGUGGACACAUCUCGCCUAUCCUGGUGGCUUGCGAGAAGUUGGGCAUCCGCAUUGUGGACACCAGACAUGAGGCCACUGCUGUCUUCGCUGCUGAUGCUGUGGCGAGACUCUCAGGAACUGUUGGCAUAGCAGCAGUGACUGCUGGCCCAGGCCUCACUAACACAGUGACAGCAGUGAAGAAUGCUCAGAUGGCUGAAUCUCCAUUGCUGCUCAUGGGAGGAGCUGCUGGUACACUACUUCAGGGCAGAGGAGCGCUGCAAGAUAUCGAUCAGAUGUCUCUCUUCAAGCCGCUGUGUAAGUUCUGUGCCUCCAUCAGGACUAUCAGGGAGAUUGUGCCUACUGUCAGGAAAGCCCUAGCCAUCGCCCAGUCGGGAACUCCUGGACCCGUUUUCAUAGAGUUCCCCAUCGACACGCUCUAUCCCUACCAUCUUGUGUCCAAAGAGUUUGGAGUUAAGAACCCUCCCAAAGGCCUGAUGGGCAAAAUUGUCUCAUGGUAUGUUAUCAGCAUUUCUUGUAUACUAUGCACGUUACUAUUUAGUGUACAAAAGUGCAUAGAGCUGGUGAGUCGAGCCAAGAAACCUGUUAUUCUGCUGGGUAGCCAAGCAACACUACCCCCGACGCCAGCCGAUGACAUCAGGAAGGCAUUGGAGGACCUGGGUAUCCCAUGCUUCCUUGGGGGCAUGUCCCGUGGCAUGCUGGGUAAAGACAGCCCCAUCCACAUCAGACAGAACAGGCGAGAUGCUCUGAAGGAGGCUGACGUGGUGCUAUUAGCAGGCACUGUGUGUGACUUCCGGCUGAGCUACGGCAGAGUUCUCAACAGACGCAGUAAGAUCAUCGCUGUCAACAGAGAUAAGUUGCAGCUGAUGAAAAACUCAGAUAUGUUCUGGAAACCAACUAUAGCAAUUCAGGGUGAUGCUGGUUCAUUUUUAGUGCGGCUUUCCAAUGGCCUGAAGGGCCAUCGCUGUCCAGAGGAAUGGUCUCAGAGCCUCAAAGCAGGAGAUGUGACCAAAGAAAAUGCAAACAGGGCUAAAGCUGAUGAGAAGACCGAACGCCACUUAAAUCCCUUGAAAGUCCUCCACUGUGUGGAUGAGGUGAUGGCGGAGGACAGCAUCAUUGUUGCCGAUGGGGGUGAUUUUGUUGGAAGUGCUGCUUACAUAAUGAGACCAAGAGGACCUAUGCGAUGGCUAGAUCCAGGAGCCUUUGGGACCCUGGGAGUUGGAGGAGGAUUUGCCUUGGGGGCAAAACUGUGCCGGCCUGAAUCUGAGGUGUGGAUAGUGUAUGGUGACGGCUCCUUAGGAUACAGUGUUGCAGAGUUUGACACAUUCACUAGACACAAGACACCAGUUAUAGCUGUGGUGGGAAAUGACGCAUGUUGGAGUCAGAUAUCCAGAGAGCAGGUUCCCAUACUUGGCAGCAACGUGGCGUGUGGCCUUGCGUUUACAGAUUAUCAUUUAGUGGCAGAUGGUUACGGUGGUAAGGGCUACCUUGUAGGGCGGGAGGAUGAGGACAGGCUAAGCGACAUCAUCCGCCAGGCUCAGAGGGAGGCCCAGGAGGGCAAGGCUACACUUCUCAAUGUUCUGAUAGGGAAGACCAACUUUAGAGAGGGCUCUAUCUCUGUAUAGAGCAGCUGUGAUUUUUUAGAACUCCUUCCUUUACCCUUGGAUCUUCAUAGACUUUACUAUCAGGCUCUAUGAGGGGUUUUAGAGAGAAGGAAGAUAGUGCUGGAUACUGUGUAGAGCCAUGACCAGACCAAUGCUAAUCCUUUGUGCCCUUAAAGCCAUAUUUCACUUUGGUAAUGGAAAAUUACUUCACAGUGUGCUGAUCUCCUACAAGACUUUAUGAACCAUCACUUACUUCCCUCCUCAGACAAGUCAGAAAUCAUACUAGUAAGACAUCUGCAAACACCAGAAUAAGGACUCUGAUAUUUCAAUAUCAAAGUGUAAUUAUUUAUAAAUCUGCAGUCUAUGUUAUUUACUACUGUAUUACAUUAUACUUGAGUGAAGUACUACAGCUCCAGAUCUGCCAGCCUAGAAACUAAAUCUUUUGUUGUGCCUCGUGCAACUUUGAUGUCCAUGUUGUGGAUAAUUGCUGCAUUUUAAAAAGGGAAGGAGUGAGAAAUCAGAAUAUCUUGCUUUGUUAAGGGUUUUUACCUCUUCAGGAGCUUGUGGUUAGACUUUUGACCUUUAAACAGCCUAUUAUAACUUUCUUGCAAAUAAACCAGUGACUGAAAAUCAUAUGUAAGAGAGAGCAUUGAUAAAAGUUAUCCAAUGCGACCAGUAUGCCUUUUCUCCUGUUAGUUAAUGAACGAAGAGCCUUUUUCUGGGGAGACAUUCAACUUUACAGCUGUAAUGUUCUUUAUUGGUUGAUGAUUUGGGAUAAAAAUGUGUUCAAUGAAAAAUAUUUUUUGAAUGUUGAAGAUUGACAAAUUGUAUGCCUUUUAAUGUUUGCGUCUUCGAAUACAAUUGAUAUGUGUAGAUUGAAUAUGUGUCUGCUGAUUCAGUUAUGUAUUUGCAUAUUUAAUACUCACUUGUAUGCAUUGAUGUGGGCAUAUAAAUAUGCCUAUACCCAAUAUGUAUUGCACUAUAAUUAUAAAUUAUUUACUCACCCAGGUAAACACGUGUGGAUCAUCUCACUCCAAAAUACAUGUAUAUUGCUGUUCCAUUUGGUACUUUGAGGAAAGUACAUCAAACGUUUGAUCAUACAAUGUUAAUUUGGGUUCAUUCUCAAAUAAAUUGAAAAAGGAAA
This is a messenger RNA of Perca fluviatilis (European perch), 3241 nucleotides long. It is a transcript of the gene ilvbl, whose product is annotated as ilvB (bacterial acetolactate synthase)-like. Gene Ontology annotation, cellular component: acetolactate synthase complex. Gene Ontology annotation, molecular function: thiamine pyrophosphate binding; flavin adenine dinucleotide binding; magnesium ion binding. NCBI's taxonomy places the organism in Eukaryota, Metazoa, Chordata, Actinopteri, Perciformes, Percidae. Gene Ontology annotation, biological process: L-valine biosynthetic process. The transcript is spliced from 13 exons. The record is from RefSeq and is a predicted model, not a curated record. Bases 295 to 2118 code for a protein of 607 amino acids.